Messenger RNA from Hipposideros armiger (great roundleaf bat), 4084 nucleotides. It is a transcript of the gene TBC1D8, whose product is annotated as TBC1 domain family member 8. The record is from RefSeq and is a predicted model, not a curated record. NCBI's taxonomy places the organism in Eukaryota, Metazoa, Chordata, Mammalia, Chiroptera, Hipposideridae. The coding region runs from base 170 to 3589 and encodes 1139 amino acids. The transcript has 20 exons.
CAGACUGCGCGGGCCGAGCUGCGCCCGCCGCGCUCCCGGGACGCUCUGAGCGCCGGCACCGGCUAGCUGCUGUCCUCGCCGCCGCCUCCUUCCGAGCGGGCUCGGCCCGGAGCGGCCAGCGGCCGGGGCGAUGUAAGCCGGGGCCCGCGGGCGCGGCCGGACCGCUGCGAUGUGGCUCAAGCCCGAGGAGGUGCUGCUGAAGAACGCCCUGAAGCUGUGGGUGACUCAGAAGAGCAGCUGCUACUUCAUCCUGCAGCGGCGCCGCGGGCACGGCGAGGGGGGUGGCCGCCUCACGGGUCGCCUGGUCGGUGCCCUGGAUGCUGUGCUGGAUUCCAGUGCCCGGGUGGCCCCCUUUCGAAUCCUGCUUCAAGUUCCCGGGUCCCAGGUUUAUUCUCCCAUAGCAUGUGGUGAGUUACUGAGUGGAUCAGACGUUUACUGGGCCAUAGCCACGGGUGCAACGUUAGAGGAAAUAAACGAGCAUUGGGACUGGCUGGAACAAAAUCUCCUCCACACCUUGUCUGUCUUUGACAACAAAGAGGACAUUGCCAGCUUUGUCAAGGGGAAGGUGAAGGUCGGUGCCUUGGUUGUAACGUUUUCCCCCACUUUCUCCUCUUGUGCAACGUUAGAGGAAAUAAACGAGCAUUGGGACUGGCUGGAACAAAAUCUCCUCCACACCUUGUCUGUCUUUGACAACAAAGAGGACAUUGCCAGCUUUGUCAAGGGGAAGGUGAAGUUCUGUGCUUGUUCUUUCCGGCUUGGGUUCAAGGGCAUUUGUAGUUCAGCUCAAGGAAAGCCUCGGACUGUUGUUGACGUCUACAGGCUUGGGGGUAAAUCUUGUGGUAAAAUAGGUAUUUGCCCUUUUUCUCUUCUAGUUAAACUUGUAGUCCCUUGGGUUGAUAUCCAGAAGCUGGAAAAAACGUCCAACGUCUUUCUGACGGCCACCAUCCGAAUCACCACACACAGCAAGGAGCGGGACUUCUCCAUGUUCUUGAACCUGGAAGAGGUGUUUAAGAUCAUGGAGCAGCUGGCUGAUGUGACGCUGCGAAGACUGCUGGAUAACGAGGGCUUUGACCUGGACCCAGAGCUGCAGGAGCCGAGCCAGAUCACCAAGAGGCACCUGGAAGCCAGAGCACAGAAUGAGUUCUUCCGGGCAUUCUUCAGGUUGCCGAGGCAGGAGAAGCUACACGCGGUCGUGGACUGUUCCCUGUGGACGCCCUUCAGUCGCUGUCACACCGUCGGGCAGAUGUUCGCCUCAGACAGUUACAUCUGCUUUGCCAGCAAAGAAGACGGCUGCUGCAACGUCAUCCUCCCGCUCAGAGAGGUGGUGAGCAUCGAGAAGAUGGAGGACACGAGUCUGCUGCCCAACCCCAUCAUCGUCAGCAUCCGGAGCAAGAUGGCCUUCCAGUUCAUCGAGCUCAAGGACAGAGAUGACCUGGUAGAGCGCCUGCUCGUGAGGCUGAAGCAGGUGCACGCCGACCGCCCUGUGCAUUACGACACCUCACAGGACGACGACAUGAUGUCACCUGUGUUUCAUUCAACAAGCAUAUGCAGCGAUCACAAGUUUGGGGAUCUUGAAAUGGUGUCUUCUCAAAAUAGCGAGGAAAGUGAAAAAGAGAGGAGUCUGCGGCUAAAUGAAGCCCUUUUGGUUGUGUAUGCUGUCACAGAUCUUGCCUCGCAUCCUGGUUACUAUGGUAAUCUGGUGGAGGAGUCCAUGGGAAAAUCUUGCCUGGUGACAGAGGAGAUAGAACGGGACCUGCACCGUUCCUUACCGGAGCACCCCGCCUUCCAAAACGAAACGGGAAUUGCUGCUUUGAGGAGAGUCCUGACGGCUUACGCCCACCGGAACCCCAAAAUUGGGUACUGCCAGUCCAUGAACAUUCUGACGUCCGUCUUGCUGCUAUACGCCAAGGAGGAGGAAGCCUUCUGGCUGCUGGUCGCUGUGUGCGAGCGGAUGCUCCCAGACUACUUCAACCAUCGGGUCAUUGGGGCCCAAGUGGACCAGUCCGUGUUCGAGGAGCUCAUCAAGGAGCACUUGCCUGAACUGGCGGAGCACCUGAACGACCCCUCAGCCCUGGCGUCCGUCUCGCUCUCGUGGUUCCUGACUCUGUUCCUCAGCAUUAUGCCUCUGGAGAGCGCGGUGAACGUUGUAGACUGCUUCUUCUACGAUGGGAUCAAAGCCAUCUUCCAGCUGGGGCUGGCGGUGCUGGAAGCCAAUGCCGAGGACCUGUGCAGCAGCAAGGACGACGGCCAGGCCUUGAUGGUCCUCAGCAGGUUUCUAGAUCACAUUAAGAAUGAGGACAGCCCUGGACCCCGAAUUGGCAGCCACCAUGCCUUUUUCUCCGACGACCAGGAGCCCUCCCCUGUGACUGACAUUGCCGACCUGAUCCGGGACUCCUACGAGAAAUUUGGAGACCAGUCUGUGGAGCAGAUCGAGCGCAUGCGUUGUAGGCACCGGAUCAGGGUUCUCCAAGGCCACGAGGACACCACAAAGCAGAAUGUGCUCCGUGUUGUCACCCCAGAAGUCUCAAUUCUUCCUGAAGACCUCGAGGAACUGUAUGACUUAUUCAAGAGAGAACAUAUGAUGAGCUGUUACUGGGAGCAGCCCCGGCCCAUGGCCCCUCGCCACGACCCCAGCAGGCCCUACGCAGAGCAGUAUCGCAUAGAUGCGCAGCAGUUCGCACACCUGUUUCAGCUUGUCUCGCCAUGGACCUGUGGGGCCCACACGGAGAUCCUGGCAGAGAGGACUUUCAGGCUUCUAGAUGACAACAUGGACCACCUCAUUGAAUUCAAAGCGUUUGUGAGCUGUCUCGAUGUUAUGUAUAAUGGAGAAAUGAAUGAGAAAAUUAAACUGUUAUAUAGGCUUCAUAUCCCUCCAGCACUCACUGAAAAUGACCGAGACAGCCAGUCACCAUUAAAGAAUCCUCUGCUGUCGACAUCAAGACCCCUGGUUUUUGGGAAAUCAAAUGGUGAUACAAGUGAUUAUCAGAAACAGCUGAAGCAGAUGAUUAAGGAUUUAGCCAAAGAAAAAGACAAAGGGGAGACUGAGUUGCCGAAAAUGAGUCAGAGAGAAUUUAUCCAGUUCUGUAAAACUUUGUACAGUAUGUUCCACGAAGAUCCAGAAGAAAAUGAUCUGUAUCAGGCCAUUGCCACAGUAACCACUCUGCUGCUGCAAAUUGGGGAAGUGGGGCAGCGAAGCAACAGCUCUGGAAGCUUCUCCCAGGAGGGUGGGGGGGAGCUGCAGGUUGCAGCGCUGUCUCCUGAGCAGGACUCGGUUUUUGCAGACACGGACACCGAGACAACCCCCCAGGACUCCGGGGCACUCCCUGAAGAGGCAGAAGGGGACUGGACUGUCUCCCUUGAACAUAUUUUAGCUUCACUUCUGACUGAACAGUCAUUAGUCAACUUUUUUGAAAAGCCACUGGACAUUAAAUCCAAACUUGAAAAUGCCAAGCUCAAUCAGUACAAUCUCAAAACUUUUGAAAUGAGCAGCCAAUCACAGCCUGAACUCAAGCAGGAUAGUGGUUUGCUGAGGAGACGGGCCUGCCAUACCAAAGCACGGAUGACAGCCUCAUGGGCUGUCAGCCCAUAAACCCAGACGUUAGUCUAACCCCCUGUGAGUAUAUUUUCACAUGCUGGGUAUCCAGGUAAGCAACCACCUGACAGCCCCAACUGUGGCCCAGGGAGCUGAUGCAACCCACAGGCACUUCUAUUUAUUCUUUUAGAAUUAUCAGUUUCACUUUGAUCAGAUCUGCUGAAAUGGGCACUUCUGCUGUGAUUGUUCUCAGAUGAACGUAAGAGCCCAGUGUGUCAUGCUAACCCAGGGACAAAGUGGCGCCCCAGCUCGUUUUCAUUCAGAUACUGGGAGGUCAGGAAUCAAGUUCACUUUCAAGAUCUAAGAGCCACGAUCUGUGCAAUUGUUUCGCUUUUUUUUUUUUGCACUAAUUUUGUUUCAAUGCUGGUAAUUGAAACCAUUUUAAUAUAUUUGAUUGUAUUCACUUUGUCCUUACAAAAAUGUUGUGUACAAACCAUGCUUUCAAUGUUGGCCUCCCAAGUUUUUUAAUAAGAAAUUUUUGUAUUGACUUUG